AUGGAAUACAUUCGAUCGAACUUCCUUCUGGAAGAAGAGGAGAAAUAUCAGCAGAGCUACGACCAGCCACAUUUUGAGGCCAUUUACCAGGAGACCUGGAACCAGCAGGAGUAUUCCUACGCACCCGUGGUGUGCGACCGGGAGCAGUGGGAAUGGGGAGAGUGGGGCGAGUGGGGGCAGCAGGUGGCGGUCAAAGAGGAGGCUGAGGAGCACGCGGGAAUGAACGCUGCGAUUUGGCGUAGCUUGAACGACCCCCCGGCGGCGCGCUGCGCUCUGCGGUGUACCUACUGUAUCGUGGAUCUACCGUUCCCUUUCCCUCCGCCCGACCCCGUAGCCCCCUCCCCGCGCUUUUUUUAUGAGGUCAUUCCUAAAAAUCCUGACACUUGCCGGCCGCAAUCCGAACAAAAGCAGGCGUGGCUCACUCCGCGAUUUCGUCGCUUUGCUACAGACCUCAGGUCCCCGAGCCGCAAGGAGCGCACGGCGUUCACAAAAGCUCAAGUGAAGAGCCUCGAGGCGGAGUUCGCGCGCGCGAACUACCUCACCCGGCUGAGGCGGUACGAGAUCGCUGUGGCGUUGCACCUCACCGAGAGACAGGUGAAAGUGUGGUUCCAGAAUAGAAGAAUGAAAUGGAAACGCACCAAGGGCGCUGCGAAGUAUACAAAGAAGAAAGACUAAGGAUUGGAUUCUGUAUACAUUUUGAAAGCCACAACGUUUAAUAGUGACCGAUGGC
This is a messenger RNA of Cydia splendana, 730 nucleotides long. Its product is annotated as homeobox protein Hox-B4a-like. Gene Ontology annotation, cellular component: nucleus. The transcript is spliced from 5 exons. The coding region runs from base 1 to 675 and encodes 224 amino acids. Gene Ontology annotation, biological process: positive regulation of transcription by RNA polymerase II. Lineage: Eukaryota; Metazoa; Arthropoda; Insecta; Lepidoptera; Tortricidae. The record is from RefSeq and is a predicted model, not a curated record. Gene Ontology annotation, molecular function: DNA-binding transcription factor activity, RNA polymerase II-specific; RNA polymerase II cis-regulatory region sequence-specific DNA binding.